Leptopilina heterotoma is the source of this 1754-nucleotide messenger RNA. RefSeq lists its product as uncharacterized. Lineage: Eukaryota; Metazoa; Arthropoda; Insecta; Hymenoptera; Figitidae. Bases 101 to 1495 code for a protein of 464 amino acids. The record is from RefSeq and is a predicted model, not a curated record. The transcript is spliced from 2 exons.
AAUAGCAUUAGAAAACUAAAGUUUUCUAAUUUUUAGUAAUUCAAUAAACUCUUACAGAGCAUCUCGCUUUUCAAAGAAAAUUAUUAUUGCGAUUAAUAUCAUGAUCGGAUUAGCAAUCAUCUGUUUUUUUUCGUUAGUCAAUGGCUUCGAAACUGUGUCCAAGGGAAUGGAUUUAGUGAAAUUAAAGAACUCUCUCUUAGAAUCGGAGAAAUAUGUAAAAAAUCACGUUGGGUAUGAAGAUUCGGCUAUUUUCAUUAGUAACUCAGGCGCCGGAAGUAGUGAAUUAAUUAAUUACAUAAUCGGCAACAAAUUGAAGGUUGUAAAAGUUCCACCAUUUAACAAAAUGACAAUUACAAAAGCAGAUCUCCAAUCUGCAGGACCGGAAAUUAAUAAUGAAUCAUUCUUAAAAAUUGCAAAUCCGAAAAAAUGGACUUCGAAAGAAUUGACCAAUUUGAUACUCUGGGAUGUUCCUGAAUUUGACGAUGAUGUAGAAGAAGUGAAAGAUAUCAUUAAUGCCUUUUCUUUAUGUCAACUGGUGAAAAAUGUUAAGUCUCUAAAAAUUAUUUUAGUACUUGACAUUAACAACAUUGUAGAAGAUGAUACACAACAAUUCCGGUCACUUUUAACUUCUUUGGAAAAACUUUUUGGAAAUGAAUUCAAGCAAUAUUUUUCAAGUAUAUCAGUAAUUUUUACAAAAGUACCCACCAUGGUUUCUUAUGAAUACAUAAACUAUUAUUUAAACAACUUAUUGCAAGAUGAAAUACAAUGGUCGGAGUUUUUAAAAGAAUUUAUACACUACCUAGUAAAUAACAACAAUCGUAUUGCCCUCUUUAAGGAACCAUCUCGUGAAGGUAUUUUGAUAAAUACCGAUAUCGAUGUUAAUAUUUUCCCGGUUAUUGAAAACUCGAAAAGUAUUCAAAAAAGCUCUCUCCAAGAUGUACAUCCACCUAUUUCAGAUCAUUCAAACCUUCGGCUGCACGACGCUCAAAACGAGUUGUUUCCACAGACAACAUUUGAUGAUAUAAACAGUAUUUUGCAAAAAAAACUACAGAAAAUAUCAACUAACUUACAGACUAUAACUACUUCUGCUGAAAGAACUGAAACUAAAAAAUCCUUAGAGUAUUUGAUUAUAAUUCAAAGAAGGAUCCUUCAAUGCUCGGAUUAUAAAGGUCAUAUAUACAAAAAGACAAAUAUUCUCGUAUCAAUUGGUGAUGAUAUCAGAAAUAUAAUUGAAAAGCAGAGUUUGUUGGAAAAACUGGAACUAAUAAUGUUUAUAGAAAAAUUAUUGAAUAUAGAAAUAAGUAAAACGUUAGAAAACAGUCUUGAUGUUAUUAUAUUUUCUUUUGAAUUAGAACUAAAUAGAACGAUUAACAUUCUUAAUACAAGAUUAAGUGCAUUUCCCGAAAAAAAGAAAAAUUCAAACACAAAUUCCUUUGAUGACAUUGGUAAUUUUAUAAUAAAAAUAUUCACAAAUAAUUUGGACCGAUAUAUAUAAAUUAAGACACUAAUAUGUCGCAACAUAUUCUUGAGGUAAUGAAGAUGAGUUAAAAUAACCAGAAAAUAUUUUGUCAGUGCGAGUAAAAAAUUAUUUCCAUCAAUGUAAAGACGAAGUCUAAUUUUCAAUUAGAAAAAAUUGAGAUGAAUUAAAAUCAAGGAAUUAUUUUUGUCAGUGUGAGUGAAAAAUUAUUUCAAGCAAUGUAGAGACAAUGUCUAAUGUUUAUAAAUUGAAAAAUAAAAGUGUGAAUAUUUAAAAA